Molecule: messenger RNA, 1879 nt
Organism: Danio rerio (zebrafish)
Lineage: Eukaryota; Metazoa; Chordata; Actinopteri; Cypriniformes; Danionidae
Gene: lpla
Product: lipoprotein lipase a
Biological process (GO): triglyceride catabolic process; lipid metabolic process
Cellular component (GO): plasma membrane; extracellular region
Molecular function (GO): lipase activity; heparin binding; lipoprotein lipase activity
Source: RefSeq, marked provisional
CUGGACACAAGACAUCUAAAGCAGCUGCUGCCUCCCAACUGGAAUAUUAACCUGCUGUAACACUGUUUAAAUACCCGGAUCUCAACGCCUUUUACAUUCAAUCCUAACAAGCUGUUGAAUCCGUGAUCAUUAUGAUGUUUAAUAAGGGGAGAGUAAGCAGCGCUUUUUUAAUAUCUUGGAUGUACUUUGUCUACAUUUCCUCGGGAAUGGAAACUACAAUUGACCCAACUGCUGAAUCUAUCACUUUAAGUGACAUCAUAGGCAAUGCCACAGAAUGGAUGAUGGAUUUCACUGACAUCGAGUCCAAGUUUUCUUUUCGGACCCUCGAAGAACCUGAAGAUGACCUGUGCUACAUAGUUCCUGGUCAACCCCAAUCCAUCAAAGACUGUAACUUCAAUACAGAAACCAAGACUUUUAUAGUUAUUCAUGGAUGGACGGUCACGGGAAUGUUUGAGAGCUGGGUUCCCAAACUGGUAACAGCUCUUUAUGAACGAGAGCCCUCAGCCAAUGUUAUUGUUGUGGACUGGUUGUCCCGUGCGCAACAACAUUACCCAACAUCAGCCUCCUACACAAAACUAGUUGGCAAAGACGUGGCCAAAUUUGUCAACUGGUUACAGGCUGAAAUUGAUUAUCCUUGGGAGAAGCUGCAUCUGUUGGGUUACAGUCUUGGCGCUCAUGUUGCAGGAAUCGCUGGCCUUCUCACCAAACAUAAAGUUAACAGAAUCACAGGCAUGGAUCCUGCUGGCCCGACCUUUGAGUAUGCAGAUUCCCUAAGCACUCUUUCUCCAGACGACGCCAAUUUCGUUGAUGUUCUUCACACCAACACCCGUGGUUCUCCAGAUCGUAGCAUUGGGAUUCAGAGGCCGGUGGGACACAUAGACAUCUACCCCAAUGGUGGGACCUUCCAACCUGGCUGUGACCUCCAGAACACGAUGUUAAUGGUGGCCACUACUGGUUUGAGAAAUAUGGAUCAGAUCGUGAAGUGUUCUCACGAGCGCUCUAUUCACCUCUUCAUUGACUCUCUGGUGAACCAGGACCAUGAGAGCAUGGCUUUUCGCUGCAGCUCCAGAGACAGCUUUAACAAGGGCAUGUGCCUCAGCUGCCGCAAGAACCGCUGCAACAAGGUGGGAUACGCAGUUAACAAAAUUCGCACACGCAGGAGCAGCAAGAUGUACAUGAAAACCAGAGAGAUGAUGCCAUAUAAAGUUUUCCAUUAUCAAGUGAAGGUCCACUUCUUUGGAAAGACACAAUUAAGCUACACUGACCAGCCCAUGAAGAUCUCAUUGUAUGGAAUACAUGGCGAGAAGGAGAAUAUUCCCUACAUUAUGCCUACUUUGAACACAAACAGCACCGUGUCUUUCCUGUUGACCACGGAUGCAGACAUCGGAGAGCUGCUGAUGGUUAAACUUCUCUGGGAGAAAGACACGCUCAUCAGCUGGCCUUGGUGGAACUCCGACACCUUCCACAUUCGCAAACUGCGCAUCAAGUCUGGAGAGACACAGUCAAAAAUCAUCUUUAGUGCAAAAGAAAGUGAAUUUUCCUACCUUUCCCGUGGAGGUGAGGCGGCCGUCUUCGUGAAAGACAAAGAGGCCCAGUCGAGCCGCAAAAACCAGAGAUUGCACAAGAUGAAGAUGCACGGCAGUUCAUUCAAACAGAACACCGAGUAAAGACCCACGUCAAAAUCCACCUCCGCUGGGAUCUGGCACAGAAUCUGCCAGGGAAAACUGGAAUGGUAGAAUCUGACCUUUCCCGUAUAUAUUCGGACUAACAACCUUCACCCAACCCAAGUCCAGGAGCACAUUCUGCAAGAAACCGCAUCUUGAAAAUGUUACUGCUGUGCAGUUAUAAAACAAAAAAAUAUAUAUUUUUGGAAAGAUCA